AUGGGAUGUUUACUAAGUAUUGACGAGAAGGAAGCUGUUCUAAGAUCUAAACAAAUAGACGCCUCACUCAAAAGCGAUGGCGAAAAAAUGGCAAGAAUAGCUAAGCUGUUGUUGUUGGGUGCUGGUGAGUCUGGGAAAAGUACAAUACUUAAGCAGCUAAAGAUUAUUCACCAGUCUAGCUACACAAGAGAGGAAUGCUUACUUUAUAAGCCUGUUGUUUAUAGCAACACUGUUCAGAGUAUGAUAGCAAUUAUACGAGCCAUGGGUCACUUGUACAUUAAAUUUGAGGACGAGUGUCGAAUGGACGACGCUCGGACUUUAUUUGCGUGUGCGAAUGAGGCCGCAGACGGUUACUUAUCAACUGAAUUAUAUAAUGCUCUUUAUCAACUCUGGAAUGAUGAUGGUGUUCAACAAUGUUUCAAGCGUUCAAGAGAAUAUCAGUUAAAUGAUUCAGCAUCUUACUUUUUCAAUUCUUUAGACAGAUUGGCUAAACAUGAUUACAUUCCGACCGAUCAAGACGUAUUAAGAACACGUGUAAAGACUACGGGCAUACAAGAAACUCAGUUUUCUUACAAAAAGAUUGAGUUCCGGUUAGUAGAUGUCGGCGGACAAAGAUCAGAAAGAAAAAAGUGGAUUCAUUGUUUUCAAGAUGUCACUGCAAUCAUAUUUGUGGUUGCAUUAAGUGAAUAUGAUCUUGGUCUAGCUGAAGACCAAACAACUAAUCGAAUGGUUGAAUCUAUGAAUUUAUUUGAUUCCAUAUGUAAUAAUAGUUGGUUCACUGAGACCAGUAUGUUGUUAUUUUUGAAUAAGCGCGAUUUGUUUGAACAAAAAAUCUACCAUUCACCACUGACAAUUUGUUUUCCAGAAUAUAUAGAUAUUUAUAGGUCGAGUUUUGAUUAAACUACCUUCAGGAGUCAAACACAAUAAUUCAAAGUGUAAUGGCUUUAAUGUGAUUUAUGGUAGUCUCGUCUUUUAUCCCAAAAUAUUGUUUUGUAAAAGUACUUAAUAUAAAAGAAAGAAACAUAAAACAAGUACUUUUUGAGAGUGAAAAUAAUUAUCAAGAAGCUGGAUUAUAUAUACAAACAAAAUUUGAAGCACUUAAUAGACAGACAACAAAAGAAAUCUAUACACAUUUUACAUGUGCGACAGAUACUACAAAUAUACAGUUUGUAUUCGAUGCUGUAACAGAUGUUAUCAUAAGGCGUAAUCUUAAAUUAGAUGGACUUUUAUGAAAUUUCUUCAUAUUUUUUUAUGUUUGCGUACAUAAACAACUUGUGUGAGGUUUUACCUUUUGAACAUUGUGUAUACUGUUCUAUGAUUAUGUAUGAAUUAUUUGUAUAAACCUUAUGAAGUAAUAAAAUUAGCUUCAUCACGUAUAUUACGACCUUAUUAGUAAGAAUAUAUAGGAUGUAUAUGUUUGUGAUAAAAGUACACAUGCC
Messenger RNA from Schistosoma bovis, 1439 nucleotides. Lineage: Eukaryota; Metazoa; Platyhelminthes; Trematoda; Strigeidida; Schistosomatidae. The record is from the annotation of a GenBank genome assembly.